UCAUGCGUUUUCUCUUAACAAUCUUAUCCGCUAUAGCCAAAAAAUCCAAUAUAUAGCAAUAGAGUCUAUAUCAAAAAUGGCUGGAGGAAUUAGCGACAUCAAGAAGCUCGACUAUGAAAUUUACAAAUAUUCCAGUUAUUCAUCAUCCUAUUUACCCGAAAACAUUCGCGAGGAUAACCCCACCAAUCAAACGUCUCGUUGGUCAUCAAAUACCAACAGUCCACCCCAGUUUCUAAUGUUAAAGCUGGAACGGCCAGCUAUCGUGACAAAGAUUAAGUUCGGCAAAUACGAGAAAACGCACGUUUGCAAUUUGCGCAAGUUCAAAAUUCUCGGCGGAUUAGAAGAGGAACGGUUGGUGUUGCUGUUCGAAGGGGGUCUUAAAAAUGAUUCAGUACCGGAAACGUUCAAUCUGAAACACCGCACCAGCUCCGGAGAACUGCUACCGAUUAAGUUUAUUCAGAUUGUACCGUUACUGUCCUGGGGACCUAGCUUCAACUUUUGCAUAUGGUACGUCGAGCUUCUUGGCAUCGAAGAUUCAAUUUUUAUACUCUCCAAUCUGCGCAAGUACAACAUGUUGCGCGAGGUUGAAAUCGUACGACUGUUCAUGAAACACUGCCGCCAGCAAGGAUACGUUAAAGCUUUUAGCGCAUUGCAGGAAGAAACUGGAGUCCUUUUGGAGGAUGAAAAAAUGACAGAACUGCACGAAAUUCUGGUCAAUAAAGGAGAUUUUAAGAAGACUGAGGAAAUGUUGCUCGAUUUUAUCAACAAUGGCCUAAUGGACGACUACCUCUCGAAGCAGGAAUACAAACCUCAUUGGAGCCUGCAGUUAACACCGGAGCAUGAGCCACGACCAGGAAGGCGAGGAGGGCAUCAACUGAUUAUUGACCCAUUGACAAGCACAAUUUAUUUGUUUGGUGGUUGGGACGGCAGUGAAGACCUAAGUGAUUUAUGGUCGUACGACGUAAAAAACAACCGGUGGUGUUUGAUACAUGAGAAAUCGGAACUAUUAGAAGGACCAACACCUCGCGCCUGCCACAAAAUGGUGUACGAUACGAAAAACUCACAAAUUUUUAUGAUAGGACGUUAUCUUGACAGCGCUUCCCGUACCGAGGAAAACAUUAACAGUGAUUUUUAUUUGUACAACACCAUAAGUCGAACGUGGUUUUUAAUAUGUAACGAUACCGCUCAAGUGGGGGGUCCACAACUUGUGUACGAUCAUCAGAUGUGUAUCGACGUAGACAAACAAACGAUUUAUGUUUUCGGUGGGCGCAUUCUAGAGCCGAAAUUUUCUUUCUCCUUCAGAAAUGAGGAAGAAACAACGGGAGACUACAAGUAUUCUGGUCUAUUUUCAUACCACAUCAGUACUAAUACCUGGAACCACAUACUGGUAGAUUGUGGCCAUCCAUCAGCUGCCAGUCCACAUGUACAGAGCAUUAAAUCCCGGGUGACUCACUCAAUGCUGUUCCAUCACAAACAUCGCAAGCUCUACAUUUUUGGUGGUCAACGAGGCAAGGACUAUAUGACGGAUUUCUUGAUUUACGAUGUGGAUAGCAGUGAACUAUCAAACUUGACACCAGAAAAUGUUGGGACAGACUCGAAAAACGUUCCUCAAUCGGGUUUCACACAGCGUGCUACCAUCGACUGCGAAAAGGAUGAAAUUUAUGUGUUGACUAGUCUCAGCAAGGACAAGGAGCGUCGCGACCUCAACAUCAACUCUUUCUGGUUGUUCUCGCUAGCCAAGAAAGAGUGGUGUUGUGUGUAUAAAAGUGACCAUUCAAUCGGAGAGAAUUGCUAUUUGAAAAAUCAGAAUGCUUGCCCUGAACCGUGUCCACGAUAUGCCCAUCAAAUUGUGUACGAUGCAGCGAACCAAGUUCAUUUUUUGUUUGGAGGCAAUCCUGGAAUGAACUCACAUUUCCGGCUCGAUGAUUUCUGGAUGCUACGCUUGGAGAAACCAACGAGGGACAACAUUUUGCGCUACUGUAAAUACCUGUUAAGAAAGCAAGAAUACGAGGAAAUAGCGAAAACAAAUCCACUCUCGGCUAUUUCCUAUUUGCAAACGAAAUUGUACGAUAUUAUCGAUCACAACGAUCCAGUACAGCUAAAAGAGUUCCACAAGCUGGCUUCUCUCCUUUUUAAAUCGGACAGCGUCGAUUGCGAAACUGAACCAACUAGUCUUUUGUCGUGUCCUCUGGGAGGAAGUCUCAAACCGAAUAGCCAGAAACAUCCAAAUGAGCACGAGCCACAUGAGGAGAGUGCCAAAAUGAUGCGUGUAGAAUCACCAAAAAGUGCCGACGAGGCGGACGCUUCCAGUAUCAGUUCGCUCAGCAGUGAGUGCUCCAGUUCGCAGACGGCUCGAGCAAUACCGUCAACUUCAUCCAGCUUGUCGUCGCGCACUAGAAAAGCCAAUGAUCAUGUAUUUGAGUUGAAAAUUCGACGUUGUCUGUUGUACAACAAGCUUGUAGACCUGCUUCCGGAGAACCUUUGUCAGCCAAAGAAAAAUAUCAGUGAUUUUGUGCUUCUAUAAUCGACAGCGCAUUUUGUUUUCAUCGCUUCUCAUACAUGGAAUUUUGUUUUUUACCUCUUUCUCUGUCGCAUCCAGACUCUACAUAUAUUUACUUACUAUUGAACGAAAGAAUUUAAAAUGAGGAAACGGAAAUGUGAUAUUACUAGGUCCCUGUAUUGGAAUUGUCUAAAGCGAUUUUUUCGAUUCUACAUUUUCUAUUCACAAUAGCCAUUAUAUAAUAAGAGCUCAUAAAAUGAACACAAAUGAUCUUUUCAGCGAAAACAAUGGAGGAUCAAUUUACGAUAUAAGUUUUUUUUUUUCAGUUAUUUACCAUUGAAAAAGACAAUCACAAUUGCAACACAUGUUAGAGACGGACGUUCUAUUCACCCUCUGUUCUAAUAUAACUAAUUUUUCAACUCGUACAACGACGCAUCACAAGAUUUUUUUUAUUAUAAACUUAUUGAUUCAAUUGUUCGGAAAUUGCUGUUUGUAAUAUAAAUCGCCUUUAAAAUCUG
Messenger RNA from Wyeomyia smithii (pitcher-plant mosquito), 3018 nucleotides. It is a transcript of the gene muskelin, whose product is annotated as muskelin. Gene Ontology annotation, cellular component: cytoplasm. Gene Ontology annotation, molecular function: protein binding. Bases 77 to 2524 code for a protein of 815 amino acids. The transcript has 6 exons. Lineage: Eukaryota; Metazoa; Arthropoda; Insecta; Diptera; Culicidae. The record is from RefSeq and is a predicted model, not a curated record.